This is a messenger RNA of Penicillium manginii, 1056 nucleotides long. Its product is annotated as homoserine kinase. The record is from RefSeq and is a predicted model, not a curated record. Gene Ontology annotation, molecular function: ATP binding; homoserine kinase activity. The transcript is spliced from 4 exons. Bases 1 to 1056 code for a protein of 351 amino acids. Lineage: Eukaryota; Fungi; Ascomycota; Eurotiomycetes; Eurotiales; Aspergillaceae. Gene Ontology annotation, biological process: L-threonine metabolic process.
AUGUCAUCCUUUGCCAUUCGAGUCCCUUGCUCCUCGGCCAACAUUGGCCCCGGAUUUGAUGUCAUUGGCCUGGCCCUCUCCCUCCACCUCGAACUGCGCGUCACAAUCGAUGACUCCAAGUCCUCCUCCGAGCUGCCAUUGAACUGCGCCAUUACCUACGAGGACCAAAGCGGCAGCACCGAGUCCAUCUCUCUCGAUCCUGAAGUCAACCUCAUCACCCGUGUCGCCCUUUAUGUUCUGCGAUGCCACAAUCAGCGCGCCUUCCCCAUCGAGACCAAGGUUCACAUCGUCAACCCCAUCCCACUGAGUCGAGGUCUGGGAUCAUCGGGUACCGCUGUUGUCGCUGGUGUCAUGCUGGGCAAUGAGGUCGGCAAACUGGGUUUAAGCAAGGAUCGUUUGCUAGACUAUUGCUUGAUGAUUGAACGACACCCCGAUAACGUGGCUGCCUCGUUGUUCGGAGGUUUUGUGGGUACCUAUCUGAACGAGCUGAAGCCCGAGGAUGUUGCCCGGAAAGAGAUCCCUCUUAGUGAGGUCUUGCCCUCUCCCGCCGGUGGCAUUGACACUGGAAUGAAGCCCCCCCGAGCCCCCUCUUGGAAUCGAAAGUUCGACUGGGCCCCAGAAAUCAAGGCCAUUGCCAUUAUCCCAGACUUCGUCGUGCCCACCGCCGAUGCCCGUAACGUUCUUCCUCAGCAAUACAGCCGAGCCGAUGUGGUCUUCAACCUCCAACGCGCGGCCCUCCUCCCCGCCGCCCUGGGAACCUCCCCACCAGACCCUGAGAUGAUCUUCCUCGCCAUGCAGGAUAAGGUCCACCAGCCCUACCGCAAAGGCUUGAUCCCCGGUCUGACCGAGAUUCUCCAAUCAAUGACGCCUGCCACCCAGCCCGGUCUUCUGGGUAUCUGUCUUUCCGGCGCUGGACCAACCAUCCUCGCCCUUGCGACGGAUCGCUUCACCGAGAUCGCUGACCGCAUCAUCGCACGGUUCGCUACGAACAACAUUACCUGCCAAUGGAAGCUGCUUGAGCCCGCGCAGGAAGGAACUACCGUGACCCCGGUCUAA